Paramormyrops kingsleyae is the source of this 3341-nucleotide messenger RNA. RefSeq names its product protein GUCD1-like. NCBI's taxonomy places the organism in Eukaryota, Metazoa, Chordata, Actinopteri, Osteoglossiformes, Mormyridae. The record is from RefSeq and is a predicted model, not a curated record.
GGAACAAGAACGGUGUAAAAACGUAUAACAUAUUUAUUGUUUACGCUACUACAGUAUAAUUUGUGAUAUUAACCUCGACUGUUUUUUAUAUAUCCAAUGUUUGUGUACACUUUGUUUAUUUGUUCAAUAAAAAAUGUGUUGACAAGUUAUAUUCAAGAGUGGCAACGGUUUUGCGAGUGAUUCAUACUUUUCGGAGAGAAAUUAACUGUUUUUAUUCCCUUAAAACCUUGUAAAAAUAUAUCCUUGGGUGAAUUCUCUUUUUAAAGAUUUAACACGUGUGCCUAUCGCAAUAAUGAAUAGCUGUUAUUGCUUUAAAAGACAGGCUUAUAUCCGGCGUUGCUUUUAAUGAGACACGUGAAGUUUGUAGUAACACCAUCGCACUUUGCAAGUGCAGCCGGCGGCGCCUCAGCUGUGGGGGCGGAGAUUAGGGCGGAACCGUAAGAAGUGGCUGGCGAGCCAUCGAGGGUGCUUGGAGGAGCUUCAAUGGACCGUCGCUAGCAGGGGCGACCAGGAGAGAAUGACCGGCCGCCGUGAUCCGUGCAGGAUGACAGAUGAUCUGGUCCUGCUGGACGUACCAGCCUUUCGGCAAUGGUAUCACUGGGAUUGCGGCUUAGCCUGUUCAAGGAUGGUGUUAAAGUACCUGCAUCCAGUGAGUGAGGAAGACUUCUGCAGUGCGUGCCAAGAGCUGAAGCUCACGGAGAGUGUGUGGACUAUAGACCUGGCCUAUCUCAUGCAUCGCCUGGGCGUCAGGCACCUGUUCUGUACUCAGACCCUGGGCGUAGACAAGGGCUUCAGGAAGCAGUCCUUCUACAAGAAGGAUUUUGACUUUGAAGAAGAAAGGGUGAAUAAACUGUUCCUCAAUGCAGAAAGCAAGAGUGUGAUGGUGCGAAAAUGCUCCGUAACUGUCCAGGAGAUCCAGACUCACCUGGCUGAGGGUCACGUGGCCAUCGUGCUGGUCAACGCCAUGGAACUGCGAUGCGAGCACUGCUCUGCUCCCAUUGGCCGCCACCGCCGCAGUCGCCACUGCUGCUUCCCCCUCGUGGCCCACGGCUUCUUCUACCAGGAACCGGCUUACCAGGGGCACUUCGUGGUGCUGCGCGGCUUCGACCGGCAUGCCGGCUGGUUCUUCUACAACAAUCCAGCGUAUUCCUACCGGGUGUGCUGCUCCACUGUCAGUAAUUUUGAGAAGGCUCGCAACAGCUACGGAACAGACCAGGACAUCCUCUUCCUUUACAAGGAGAGCUGACCUCUACGCCCAUGAACUGUGACCUCACUGUGACCCAGCUGGGGAACCAUGGGCAGCGUCCUUGUUUUGGUGCUCAUAGGUUCAUGACCAGGUUAGUCCUGGGCCGUUUCAGACUGUGGUGGAAGGUCUCCUACUGAAUGAGGAGACCCAAGAAGGUGGAUUAAAAAACGAUGUUCCUUAAUCAUAAGCCAUACCAUUUGGAAAAUUAAAAGGGAAAAACAAUUAUCUUUUUAAAAUGUCUUGAAUGUAUUAAUGGUAAAAUAUUGUCAAUAGUGUUUUGAAAUACUGCCAUAGUGUAUCAGCAAAAUCAAUUGACGUUGCCAUGCUGACUCAGGUUUCGUCCAAGAAUGAGCUGCACGUCAGCAUUCCUCAGUUCAUCGGGAAUAUGUGUGCUGUAGAUUUGGGGAAAGUAAUUUUUUUUUCCCCUAAAAAGCUGUUGAGUAACACAAACUGCCAUACAAGUGGGAAGAGAAGCUAGAAUGUUUACAGUGCUGUGAAAUGCAAUCGCUGCUUGGUUCUGGGAGCUGUUUUUCAUGUCUUGCGUAGAUUGAUUUGGGUUUUAUCCGUCGUGAAACCAGGAUAAGACGAGGGGAAUCGGGUGAUGCAGGCAGCGAACGGCAUCUCUCUUUAGGGGGUCGGCGUGCCUUUCAGAGGGGGCGGGCUCGCAUCGCCGUGGGGAGGAUAACACUCCAAGUAAAAACAAAAAGAAACUAAGCAUUUUUCAGGGAUCAAGGGAAAGAACGAAUGACCCCCAAGUGUCAGUCUCCUGCUUUUAUCUUCUGGCAUUCCCACACCCACCACCUGGAUGUUUUUGCUGAAUCGGAUUGUGUAAAGUCCCUGAAGGCCAUGACAUCCAGGCCCCUUGUGAGGUUUGAAUCAGCAAAUCAGUGCCCUUUGCUGGUAUCCCUUUAGAAAGAUGGUACAAAGCUACGAAUAGUAUCCUAACCUGAAACUGACGACAGCAGUUUGCGGUGACUUUGAAAGGUGAUGUUUUGUUAAAUGUAUAAUCCCAGUGAGACGUCCACCAUCAAUGACUGGCUACUUUUUCAAAGCGGGGUCACUGUGACCCUGAAGCCUGUCCUGGGCAGGAUGAUUGUCCAUCACUGCGCACAGACAGACCGAGCCAGACGGAGGCAGACAAGGAAGUAGCACCCAGCCAUAGAGGUGUGAGCUACCCACAAACCCCUGGACAAAGCUAGAAAUAACAGUAUUGUGCUUUUAUAAAAGUGGAGUGAUUUAAACAUUUAGAGAGACUUACUAAGACUCAUUAAUCAUUUAACAGUGCAGGUGUGACACUGCCACAUGUGUGUGCCAUAGGUGGAUAGAUCUGGAGAAAGUACCUGCACAUUAUUUCCAUUCUCGGAUUGUAUAUCUAUUGUUAUUCAGCACAAAUAAAUCCAGUCUUCUUUGUCAAAAAGGGAUUCAAGCCAGAGGAUCAUCUUUAAGGGUUUAAAGACAUAUAAUCGGUCAUCAUUUAAUUUUUUUCAGUGCUGAAGUCGUAGAGGUUUGACUGCAUUUGAAAGUUUAGGUAAAGCAUCUGGUGCUCAAAAAUUGAUUUCUCAUUAAAAGUGAUUGAGCCCUAAUUUUAAAGAAUGUAAUUAUGUGGAGAUUAUACAUUUUCCUGAAGUGAUUUUCCAGUCCGGGGCCUGAUGCCAGUCCAGUGAUGAACUCAUACUGUCACAGAGUAUUUUAGAUUCACCAAUUCAUCUAACCAUGUUUUUGGGCUGUGGGAAGAAAUGUGUGUCUGUGUGUGUAUGUGUGAGUGAGUGAACAUGUAAACUCCACAUGCAGAGUUGGGGGCAGGAAGUGACAUCACAACGCUGGUGCUGUGAGCUGACCACAUCAGCCACCAUGUAGUUUCACUGCUCAUUUAUAGCUGAAGGUGUUGCACUGUGGCUUUUCUGACAGCUAUGGCUAUUUAAUAUUCAAUGUGAAGAUGGUGAAGAUUUCUUUUUGUGUGUCAAUAUCAAAAGGGAUCAGCCAUUUUCUGGUAUUUUGAAUAUCUCAAAGUUCAUUAAACAGAAUGGUAAUGUUUCAGAAUUGUAAAAUUUAUUUUUUGAAGUAGAUUUCUGUAAUAAACUAUAUGUUGUGUACA